Molecule: messenger RNA, 7326 nt
Organism: Xyrichtys novacula (pearly razorfish)
Lineage: Eukaryota; Metazoa; Chordata; Actinopteri; Labriformes; Labridae
Source: the annotation of a GenBank genome assembly
GCACUUGUAUUGUAUAUCUUGUGCGCUCUGCUGAAGGGUCACGUCACGACAAUAACAAACAAAUGAUCAUACGCAGAGGUGCAGAAACGCGCCCAAUCAAACAAAGAGGUGAAUUACAAGAGUCGAUGUCAGCGCAGUAAACUCUCUUUCACAGUGCAGAAUGAACCAUCUCUCUCCCUCUCUCUCUGUCUCUCUCUCUCUCUCUUCCUGCAUGUAUGAUGGUAGUUGAAGAUGCAGCCUGGCAGAUCCAUGUUUUCCUCCGCUCACGUGGACCGGCUGCUCUGCAGAGCCCGUCAAGCUGUCGCUAAAGCCGAAAGGAGAGCUUAUUAUGGGAGCGGCUCCUGCUGUCCUAUAUCAGCAAUAGCCAGCAUUUCUCCAGUCAUCUCCAGUCAUGGCUCCGAGUGAACGCUGUCUUCUUCAUCUACAGAGCUCAACGCCGAGAGGAACGUGUUGUUUUUAGGCGAUUCAGGUAAGAAACCGUUCCGGUUAGUGGGUGGGUUGUUUGAAUUUGUUUAUUCUGUGUUUUAGAUAGGACUACAAUCUGAUCACUGUUUGUGAAGUGUCCAGAUCUGGCUUCAUCUGGUGCCACAGGUGGUGUGAAGCUCAGCUCAGCUCAAUUUAACCUCAUGUACGAGGAGAUUCCCUUCAAAGUAACCAGUUAAAAUUAAUAAUGUGUACAGCAAUAAAACAGCAAUGUGAAUUAGAUACUGUGUGUGUUAUACUGUUAAUUUCUUUUAUACAUUUAAAGAAGUCAAAACUACACCAGAGUAACCUGAGUAUUAAGCCUAAAAAUACGUGGUUAACUACUUUGUAAAGGCUACAACAACAAGCUCAGAGAGCAGCUGAAUCUUCAGAGCAGGUUUGGUGAGUGAAGAACUUCUGCAGCCAGUGAUUAAUCAGCAACAAAAACACCCUGGGUAUUUAUUAAAAUCGAGGCAGCAGGACAACAACUGAGUUAAAGGAGGUAAAGGCUUGGUUGAUGCUUCAUGUGGUUCUCAACUGGUCUCACUCUGGGCCCCACAUUUUACCAUGGUCCUUAAGUCGCGACCCACUUUUAUAAUAUUCAAACCAAUCAAAUUUAAAUUUUGAGAAAAAAUGACUCUAAUCUUUAACAUAAAUCCACUUCUUUUACUGAGUAAAGUGCAUUUCAGAGCACAUGAAGGGGGCAACAACUACUGAAGUUGCAUGUACAGAAAAUAUCAAAUAUCUAAUAAAUAUCCCAUUAAAUAUUUACUUUUUUGACCAGCUGUACGUGACCCAUCCAGAACGCGUCUGCGACCCACCAGUUGAGAACCACUGAUCUAGAUGACAUCAAAACAUACGAGAUUCAGUGAAAUACAUCCUCCUAUGACUUCUCAGACUUCAACAUUGCUGUUAGCACUUUGACAAGUUUUUUAGUGGUGAGUUUGAAAUUUCUUUGAGGCCAAUUUAAGAAUACUGUGUUACAUGCUGAGAAAAAGUUUUAUAUGUGCAUGAAUUUGGUUUCAUUAAGUCCAGUUAGUAAAGACAAGUUGUUGUUGAAACACUGAUUUUUGGAAUUCUUUAAAGAAGACUUUCUAAGAAAAUUUUGCUGGGGUGCAAAACAAUGGGAGCACAGUUCAUUGUAUUAUUUUGGAUUCUACCCGGAGUGAAGCCUGGUUAAUCAGCAACAUAUGAUUUCUCACUGCUGACUCUAUUCAUUUUUACAUUUUUGGCAUUGUACAUGUUUGGGGUUUUGUAAAUUUAGGAUUUCUUACUUAUGCUUUUUAUUUUUUAACACAAACGCUAUUUUAACUGAACUCAUUGCAUUCAUGUUUAUUUGUGGGCUGGAAGGGAGAAAAUAACCAAAUUCAGUUCAAGCUCACCUCGGUAAUAUGCAUUAGUUUUAUGACUAUCAGGUAGAAACCAACAACAGAAAAAAGAAAAAUAACAUCAGUUAGGUUUCAAUAACACAAGAGAAUCUUGAAUUUUAGUGUUUGAACUCUGAUUUAUUCCUGAUCCUUUCUUCCCAGUAUACAAAUCAGCCAGAAUGAAGCGAGGAAGGACAGGUCUCAAAUCAAAAUGCCAGACUUUCCCCUCUCAUGAGGAGAGGGCAAAGAGACAUAAGUGGGGGGCAUCCAGUUUCACCCUAACUCCAUUAGAGGACUGGGGGAACCUGCCACACCACGUCGUCCUGCAGAUCUUCCAGCACCUGUCCCUGGUGGACCGUGCCAGGGCCUCGUCCGUGUGCCGUCGCUGGAAUGACGUCUUUCACACCCCUGACCUGUGGAGGAGAUUUGAGUUUGAGCUAAAUCAGCCAGCCACGUCUUACUUGCGCUCCACUCACCCUGACCUCAUUCAGCAGAUCAUCAAGAAGCACGCCCAGCACCUGCAGUAUGUCAGCUUCAAGGUAAGAGCCAAUCCUGCUGUUCUCACCUUUCCUCCUCUCUUCCUUCUCUUCCAUCUUCAUAUGGCUGUCUUGGCAUAAGUGCACUUAACAGAUCCAGGCUGAGAUUUUUCUCACACCUCUACCUUUUCAUUCCUCAUUUGCUGAUGAAUCAGGUGGACAGCUGCACAGAGUCUGCAGAGGCAGCCUGUGACAUUCUCUCCCAGCUGGUAAACUGUACCAUCAAGACCCUGGGGCUGAUCUCCACGGCACGACCCAGCUUCAUGGAUGUGUCUCAGGUAAGAGGCUGUCUCUGUUUCACAAACACAUUCACUGCUGCCCUAUUUGUUACACUCAGAGCCAUAAUGCCAGGCUUGAGGCUGUGAUCAUAUUGUAGAUCAUAAUCAGCUAUUGCUGUUGUAACUUCUCUUCCUGAUCUUUGCACUUCUUGCAAAAAACCUUUAAUGUGUAAAUAUGGAUACAUAAUUAUACGGUUAAAGCACCUGUGAGAGCUUUCAUUUUGAGGUGAUUUAGGUAUCAUGGUCCUUGUAUUUCUUUACUUUUUUCACGUUUGUAUCAAGUAGCAUUUUUUAAACCAAAAAAAUAUAUAUGUAUCUCACCCAGGUUUUUUUCAGAGUCAAAUGUGUCACUGGUUCUGGAUAUUUGUUUUGGGAAUAGUAUAAAAAAGUCUGUAACAGAAGAAUUUGUCGCUCUGUAGUACUUUCAGGCAUUAAAAUAUCAAUACUUAGGUCAUCAGUUUUGCCACUAAUGGCCUAGUUUCCAUUUUGUUAUAAUAUGACAUAAAAAUAUAUUUAUUUGAUAAGCAGUUCAGAAACUCCUAACGGUAUCUUGAAAUGAAUUUUGUUUGUCCUUCCUCAGUCCCACUUUGUCUCUGCACUGACGGUGGUGUUUGUCAACUCCAAGUCCCUGUCCUCCAUCAAGAUUGAUGAUACGCCUGUGGACGAUCCGUCCCUGAAGGUGCUGGUUGCCAACAACAGUGACACUCUGAAGUUGCUAAAGAUGAGCAGUUGCCCUCAUGUCUCCCCAGCAGGUAAAUACACUUUACAAUAAACAAUCUCUGUUUUGGUUAUUUGAAUUAAAGGAAUAACUUACAUUUACGUUUCUAGGGCUGAUGUUGGUUUGUUUUCAACUGAGAACUGAUAGCAUGAUCAUGACAAAGUUUGAAAUAGAUGUUUUGGCAGUUUGGUUUUUAAUCAGAGCAUUGAAUAUUUAUCCUAAUCAUAGAAAUAAUGCCACAUGGAGUGCAAGAGGACUAUGAAUUUCUGCUGGCUAUGUAUCAUAAAAAAAUCUGACUUUGGUGGCUGGGUUGUGUCCAGAAGGGUGGUCAAGUUUAGCAUGGGUCACCCUUGAAAUCCACAUAGAGCCCCCCAAAUCUUCAACUAUUUGGACUAUGUUGCAGCUGGAUGCAAGUAAAAAUUGCAAGUUAACUCCUGUACGCUCUGUCAAAAACAGAAAUAUUAGCAAGAAUAUGGUAAUGCUGUACUUAUCAUUAAACAGGGGUCACUUUUUAAUAGAUUGCAGUAUAAUUUGAAUGUACUUGUGGGGCAAAAGCAACAUAAAAUAACGAUCAUAGCAUAUAUUUAUCAGAAAAACAGCACAAGUUAUCAAAUAAAAUUAAAACUGGGUUUUAGAGAUUUACUGCAGAGUAACAAGCAAAGUGGAGGACCAGCUGACCAAAUGUGCACUCCCCAGGGAGAAGUUUAUUUCUAAUCCUUUCAAUAUUUCUCUUUCUCAGGUAUCCUGUGUGUCGCAGACCAGUGCCAUGGACUUAGGGAGCUGGCGUUGAACUACCACCUCCUGAGUGAUGAACUCCUGCUCGCCCUCUCCUCUGAGAAACAUGUCCAUCUGGAGCACCUGCGCAUUGACGUGGUGAGCGAGAACCCAGGGCAGACUCACUUUCACACCAUCAAAAGGAGCAGCUGGGAGGCUUUGGUCCGGCACUCCCCGAAGGUCAACAUAGUCAUGUAUUUCUUCCUCUAUGAAGAGGAGUUUGAGCCCUUCUUCUGCGAGGAGACCCCAGUCACACACCUGUACUUUGGCCGGGCAGUAAGCAAGGAGAUGCUGGGCCGAAUAGGACUAAACUGCCCCCGGCUGGUGGAGCUGGUUGUGUGCGCCAAUGGCCUCGAGCCCUUGGAUGAAGAGCUGAUCCGCAUCGCAGAACGCUGCAAAUGCUUGACGGCCAUCGGGCUGGGAGAGUGCGAAGUGACCUGCAGUGGCUUUGUGGAGUUUGUGAAGAUGUGUGGCGGCAGGCUCACUCAGCUGUCAAUCAUGGAGGAGGUGUUAAUCCCUGACAGCAGCUACAACAUGGAACAGAUCCACAGUGAAGUGUCCAAACACCUGGGUCGCAUCUGGUUCCCUGACAUGAUGCCCACUUGGUAAACUGACAUGAAACCAAGAUCUAAAAAGGAACAUGACUUCUGUAGUGCUAACAGUAAUACAUUUGACUGUAUAACAGACUUAAGAAUUACACAAAGCUUCAGGAUUACACUGCAGAGUGUCCUUUGUGAACAGUAAGUCAUUGUCUCACAUGUGUUUUUACCUAUGGUGAACUUCAUUCAACACUGUUAUAAGGUUCUCUUCAUCUCACCUAAAAGCGACCACAGCUCGAUUUCUUUUUGGCUACAUUGUGGGUUCUCAGCUGUCUUUCUAUGCAUUGAUAUUGUAAUGUGAAAUUGUGUAUGUGGUAGUUUCUCUCAGGUUUCAUUGAGAGAGGGUCUGAAUUUACAAAUACUCACAGCAACCUUUAUGGAGGUCAUAGAUCUGCCAUCUGCUGGCUGUUUAUAAUAGAAACAUCAAAAUCAUCAUUUAAUCCCAGCAGGUUGCACUGAGACUAAAUUCAUCAUUUUAAGGAGGGUUAACCCAUCAGCUGUCUACUUUUGCUAACACACAUUUUUAAUCUUUGUUCCUUAGUGAAUUUUAGGUCUUAUUUCUUGUGAAUCUGAUCUUAACUUUCUUGAUAUUUCCCUCUGAAUCUGCUUUUGCUUAUGUCUGUUAUGUCUUACAUCUCCCAGGAUACAGUGUCAGGGCUCAUGCGUUCAUUCAUGCUGAAGAGUAAACAAUAGUAGUAGUAAUGCAGCUCCGACAGAACAAGAGUGACCAGUUUAGUCGAUCUAUGUCACACCCUCAUGUAAAGCACCCUGGGUGUUUUGUAUUCUUGUGUGUUUGAAUUGGUGUCAGUGCAGAAUAUAAUGUUUCAUCCUUAGCUACUUAAUUCGUCUUUGGUUUUCUUUUCAGGACAUGUUGUUUUAUUUGGAGCUUUAUAUAAGUCAAAUAAAUCAAAAUCAUUCAAACAGAGUAUUUUCUGUCAUAGUAGGAGUUGUUUUUCACGACAAUAGAAACUGAGUUUUUCUUUCAGUUGGUAAAGUGUGUCGUCUCAUAGACUCAUGACCGUCUUUAAUUCAAAUUGAGAGACUUUUUUUAGCCAUUGAGCUACAUUUUUGCUGCAUUGUGAUUUUUUUUAACUCUUUUUAUCAUUUAGACUUGUCCAUUUGUCAUCAAACAUAGAAAAAUAGAGUGCGUCAAUAGAGUGUAGUAUGCCACAGUAACAGUGUUAAAAUGUGGCAGUUGUUUUUUCUUUGCAAAUAUUCUGAGAAACAAAAAGAAAAUUCUGUAUUUGUUGUUUCUGUGAUGCUUUUGUAUGAAUUUCUGUACUUUAUUUUGUAUUUUAAAUGAACAUCCUGUUUUUUUUUAAAUGCACUGGCUAAAGAAGAUGAAGGUUUUCAUAGGAUUUUUUAUUUGAACUAGAGGCUGGUAUGCCAAACAUUUGGCAGUCAGUGUAUUUUUAUCGUCUAUUUUUGCCACAGAAAUUACAAUAUCAACUUUUUUUAUUUUAUGUAGCAGUUUUUGAUUGACAUGUUGAAAUGUAUUUUGAUAAAAGAAAUGACCUGGUAUAUUGAGCAAAUUAACGUAACAAUAUCCAGUGCCAUGCCGCACCAUAAUGUACAUUACCACAACUGCAGAGAUUUGCCUGUUAUUUUCUAAAAUGAUUUGUCGUACAUGUUUACAUGUUCUUCAUUUGUGCAGUAUUGAUAGGCCUUCUCAGGUUUGCCUCACUUUACAAGUUACACAUCUAAUUUUUACUCAUGCUGUUUGAGAAAUAUAUUUUUUUAAAGCUCCUGUUAGGAACUUUCUGUAAGUCAAUUUUUGUGCCCCUGUGGACAACUUGAUAAUUUUUGUAAUUGUAUGUGUAAUUAAUGUUUUUUGUUUGUUUCUUUUUUGACAAAAAAAAUGUCAUCCUACUCUAUUUAAUUGACAAAUACAUUACAAACUGUGAAAAUCUCUGGAAAAAGUAAAAAGAGUUUUUGUUUUUUCAGCGUGCUGUAAUGGUCUGAUACCUCAUCCACUUUUACGCCACAACAGUUACAGGCAUUGAAAUUUAAAAAUAUAAACAAGGUUGAUAUUGUUGUUGAUGAUCUUGUUUGCUUUUGUAGGUCACUGUACAUUUUAUUCUGUUACAUGCAUCGCUAAAAACUCCUAAAAGGGGCUUUGUUAAAUCAACUAAAAUGUGUUUUAACUCACUGAGUCCCAUCUAAGCUGUUUUAAUGCCUGUUUUUCUGACUUUGUCCCAUUUGACCUUUAAGUAGUUCCUAAUUUUCACCACUAGAGAGCAGCAAUGACCUGACCUGAGGCAAUGGGAACUUAUAUAAGCAGAGCUGCUACUGUAAAAUGAAGUAUGCCAAUGAUAACUCAGCCUUUUUAUGAGUGGAUUCAGAUUGGGCACACUCCAUUUACAUAAAAAACAUCUGACUGUGGAGCUGGGAAGCUAUUUCCUCUGAUUCAGAAUUGAUCAUGUCGCAUGCAAUACAGAGAAACACACAUCGGGAGGACAAAAUAUAUUUGUGUUAAAAUAUAUUUUCUCAUCAGUUUAUUUUACAGAUAUACACAUAUUCCACAAAACUGAUCACAUGCCCAGCCUAUAGACAUUGAUUUUUAAAAUAAAGACGUAUUCAAUGGAAACUCUU